AGACGCUAUACCAGCUCUCUCACUCCCUGUGGGAAUUACGAUCCUGCAAACGAGUAUCGUACCGUGUCUCCGUGUAUGUGACGUUCCUCUGUAUUAACGCCGGCUAGUUUACGCUCUCUGCCUACAUAACCAAACAUUUGUCAGACAGAAAAGAGCCCGCCAAAUUAAGCUCCAUGCGCUUGUCUCCCAUCUCAGUUGCUCGCUCAACCGUCAACGCGAGUCUUCGCUCCGUCAGCAUCGCUCUUUUGACAGCUUACAUGCUUCGAGCUAAACACGAACACGCUGCCUUCCAAGCUUGAUGUAACGACCAACGGGUGAUUUUCUUCGUCCAACGUGCACGAGUGAUUGUGAUCUUUAACAAUAAUCUUCCCGUAACCGGUGAGUGGAUUGCUGUGAUUUUCGAGCGGGGACUACUCGAGAAAAGAAUAUAUGUUUCAAUGAAUCUCUAGUGUAACCUCCAAGGUGAACGACUUCUCAGGUCGUUAUGGUUAUUAGUCUGCCAGGAAUUCGUCGAAAGUAUCCAUCGUAAAAAGUGCAAGUAUUUUCGUACUCGAGUCAUUUCGGACCAGUCGAAAGUGAUGCUCCGCUGUGGCAGGAUUCUCAGUGAUUCUGACUCCGAGUGAUGAUUAGUUAGACACGUGGCUGUUUGAGCGGGCACGCUUCGCCGACGGACAGGCCGUCCGGGAAUUCGUGAGUGACUGGGACUCGCUUCAUUGCGAGUUGAAACCGAUCCAACUGCCGUACAGAAGUGCUCACACAUGAACAAGGGAUUAUUCUGUCUGGAGUUUGAUGAAGUUUUCAUCAGUGUUCUCCCAUCGUGCUCCCUUGGCGUCAACAACAUUCGUUAGAACCUGAAAACUAUGAUCGUUUGCUAACAUCCAAUCGUGCCGUUCCCCCGAACUCUAAAAACGCCCCACCAACUUUCCUCGAUCCUCCAGGAGCCAAUUAUCAUUGGCCCCAACACACUCGACCCAUCGCGCCAAGAAAAAGGAACGAAUAGUGGAUCGAACGAGAGUUAAAACGGAGUUGACGGCGCGCGUGAAUCUUCAGGACGAGAUAAAGAGUGACGGUGGAGUUUACGGAGGUGGUGGUGCAACGUUCGGGUACGCCAGUCGCCAGGCCGGCUCUGGGGUGCCGGGCCCGGGGGGUGUGAUGAGCUGCUCCGAGGUGAUGUAUCAAUAUUAUCCUUACCUCUAUCAGAGGCCACCACCGCCCCCUCAUCCGACGCAUCCUCAUGCCGCCGCGCACACACAUCCUCAUGCGAAUCCUCACGCGGCCCAUCACAGUCCCGCGAGGCCGGCGCCUUUUCAACCCUUUUCGGCGGCGGCAGCGGCGACGCAUCAAUACGAUAGGCUCAAUGUUCACCAAAGAUCCUUGGAAGCUGCGGGUCUGGAGUUGUGUGCAGCAAGCGGAAGUGUACCUCAAGGCCAGCCGAGCAGUGCGGGAUCGGUCGGAUCGGCGCCGAGUCCGGCGUCACCGAGACCAACGCCGCCUCAACCAAGACCUCCUCUCGCGACCGCAACAACCACGUCGCAACCCUCGAGAACGUUGGACGACGACAGAUCGACGGAUGGUGAGAGAAUUGCCUCGUGUAUUCAUGCGGUAGGACCUGCUGGGACAGCGGCUGAGGAUUCCGAGGACGGUGAGAGCAGAGCUCAGUACAUAAACGCCAACUGCGUUGUAUUUACGCAUUAUCGAGGGGACGCAGCUUCCGAAGUUGAAGAGCACUUUCAGAGAGCAUUAGCACAUGACAAGCUCAAAGAAAAUAUAUCGCCCAUGUCCAUGAGAAACUUCCCACCGUCCUUCUGGAACAGCCAGCAUCCAGGUGACGUCUACGAGUAUCCCACGGAUCCUUGGCAUCCCCAUUACCCACAGUAUCAUCACAGAGCUGUUCACGAGUACCAUCAUCACAACAUGGCGGCAGCGGGUUACGGAGGUCUUUUGCUCGGCGGUGCAAGAGGUCUGGGUCAUCACACGUCACACCACGCAGCCCAUCACGCUCAUGCGGCGGCUGCUUCCUACAAAGAUUGGACGUCGGCGACACCCUCGCAAUCCCUCGUGGAUGCUUCCACGGCGCCCCCAUACCCCCACGGUCCGUACGCACCCCUUUCCGGCUUGGAUCCUCAACAGGUUCAAGAUUCCAAGGAUCUGUACUGGUUCUAGGAUCAAGAUUACCGGCGUUCACGCCAUGUACGAAGACUUUGUUAAAUAUAUCGUUAAACCGAUAUUUAUAUAUAUAUAUAUAUUAUAUGUAUGCUCGACAAAAGGCGUGGGUGAUAGACAUUUUAUUUUAUCGCGAAUGAAAAAUCUAUCAAAUUGCUGGAUUUUUUAUAUCGAUAGGACAAGGUGAGAUACGCGGAGGAGGGAGAGCAGUACUGUAAAUAGUGUUACCUAAAUAUUUUAAGGAACUUUACUAUUAGAUUUAAAUGACUAAAUAAAAUUGAAGUAUUGAAAUAUGUACAUUGAUGUGUGUGUGUGUGUGUGUGUGUGUGUGUGUGUGUGUGUGUGUGUGUGUGUGUGUGUGUGUGUGUGGCUGUGUCUGUAAAAUUUGGGAAACACGUGGUCCGUUGAAAAAAUUCAAUCAAAUUGAAUAGAAUAAUUCGAAGGAUCCAUUUUGACGAUUUUUCAAUUUGCUUCAAACGACAAAAUCGUAAGAACUGUGAAAAGCUCUCAAUUAUUUAAUAACUCCGAAUUCGAAAUAGAAGGAUUUAUAUUCAAUGCCAAUGAUUUUGAAGUCGAGUUUCUUUGGAAGGAUCGCCGUCGUCGUUAACGCGCGUCUCCCAAACAGCACGGAUAUGUAUUUGCAUAUGCGCACCGAGCGAAUGAUAAACAUCAACGAAUAAUUACGCUCGUUUUAUCGCAGCUCGUAAUAUUCUGUCGGCGCAAUGAGAAUCGAUGUAAACAGUGCGUGAGAAAAAAGUGGAAAACUACAAAUAUAUACUCACUAGUUUGUGAACGAAAAUCAUGGAAUUCGUGCCACUAUAAAAACGCGAUAAAUAUUCGUUUUAAGUUUUCUUCGUGUGCUUGUAUAUCUGUAUAUAAAUACACACAUUCACGUACAUAUGGCAGGUAGAUAUUUCCCAAAUGCGUGCGUGCACACUAUCUACCUACAAAUAUAGUGACUGCCGCCGGCCUUCGACGCUGAUAAAGAGAUCUCUAGUUCAUCACACGUUUAGCGUGUUUUAGUCUAUUAUUAGUUAUGCAUUCUGUAUAGAUUCUCGAACGCCUAUUCUGGCAUUCGCCCAGCGAUUUAUCACUGUAAAUUCAAUUUAUCACGCGUAUACACGAUUAUAUGAGGCGUGUGAAAAAAAAGGAGACGAUCCGACGACUAUUGACCGGUAUUGACACCCGAAAUAAGUAUUUAUUGACCAAUGACCUUGCCAUAUUGUAAUCUCUACAUACUAUUGUAACAUAAAUAUCGAGCUACGUGAUUAAAAGAAAGA
Messenger RNA from Venturia canescens, 3443 nucleotides. It is a transcript of the gene vg, whose product is annotated as vestigial. Gene Ontology annotation, biological process: regulation of transcription by RNA polymerase II. The record is from RefSeq and is a predicted model, not a curated record. Lineage: Eukaryota; Metazoa; Arthropoda; Insecta; Hymenoptera; Ichneumonidae. The transcript is spliced from 6 exons. Gene Ontology annotation, cellular component: nucleus. The coding region runs from base 1153 to 2163 and encodes 336 amino acids.